Molecule: messenger RNA, 1212 nt
Organism: Pyricularia pennisetigena
Lineage: Eukaryota; Fungi; Ascomycota; Sordariomycetes; Magnaporthales; Pyriculariaceae
Exons: 1
Coding region: 1-1212 (403 amino acids)
Biological process (GO): regulation of transcription by RNA polymerase II
Molecular function (GO): DNA-binding transcription factor activity, RNA polymerase II-specific; RNA polymerase II cis-regulatory region sequence-specific DNA binding
Source: RefSeq, a predicted model, not a curated record
AUGAACUCUCACAAAUUCGCCGAGGAUAGCAUGCCCGACAUGGACCCCGGGCUGGACCCUUAUUCCAACAUCCUUCCUACAACCUUUGCACCUCACAGUGCGUCAGAGGGAUUGUCCUUUCACUCGUCCUUCAAGGGCAUUACAGGCCUUGCCGACUCGGGGAAAACGCAGAAUCAGGUCCAAGGGGACGAUCCGUAUCCUACCGUCUUCCUCGAAGCGCAGACCAUGGCGUCGCAGAGAUUGGCAAGCGCCACCAACGGUGGACUGGGCUACGGAAUAAACCCUUACACCAUGGCGCCACCGGCACCUCUUUUGACCGCAGUUGAUCCAGGGCUCCUCGCCACAGCGUCUGGCGAAGAACCAUCAAGCUCUCGGGUGCCGUCCCUGACCACGACAAACUCUAGUGGAAGUAACACAAGCUGCAUUCCGACCGUCGGAAGGCCGCAGAGCAAGUCCUCCCGUUCGAGAUCUUCCAGGUCCGUCUCGUUUGGUCCAGGAGACUCGCCCAUUCCAGACCCUCCUGCCAAGAAGAAAAAGAGGACCCAAAGCAAUGCGACGGCUGGGUCGGCCGUGACAAAAACAACCAGGUCCAGAAAGACGUCUCCGGACGCCGACGGCGAUGACGACGGCAAGCGCAGUACCGUCCUAGAGCGGAACAGGGUUGCAGCUCUCAAGUGCCGAAAGAAAAAGAAGGAAUUUGUCCAAGAUUUGGAGGAGCAGUGUGUCGAGCUCGAAACCACAAACCACGCCCUCCAGACGGAAGCUCAGGGGUUGCUGAAUGAGUCAAACAGCAUGAAGAACCACCUGAUGGACCACGCGUCCUGUAAGGAUCCCAGGAUCGACAAUUGGCUCGAGUUUGAAGCCCAACGUUUCGUUCGGGAAAGCAAGGAGCGCGCCAUGAGAGAGCAGGGUGGUGGGUUGACCUACGAGAAGCUCAUAGAAUCGGUCGCGCCUACGACGGCAACUAUCUCGUCGCACCGAAGCUCGUUAUCUGAGAGUAUGAUGGCGACUUCGAGACGCUCGAGGCAAGGAAGUGCCGGCUCAUCGCAGACAGCUGGGGUACCGGUACGAUGUCGAUCGUCGCAUUCAGUAUCCGAGAGCGCAUGGAAUUCGCCCAUGGACCUCCCGGUCUAUCCCGUUGGCUCUGCCCAAACCUCCCCCAUAGUCCCCUCGUUCAACACCAUGAACCCUCUAGAAAACGAAGAAGGCUAG